This is a messenger RNA of Cooperia oncophora, 1827 nucleotides long. Lineage: Eukaryota; Metazoa; Nematoda; Chromadorea; Rhabditida; Trichostrongylidae. The record is from the annotation of a GenBank genome assembly.
AUGUUCCAGAAGAAGCGUCGGCUAAGUCACACUCAGGAAGAGGAAGGCGGUCAGAAAGAAAAUGAGGAGAACAUGGACGGACUGGAGAGUGAUGGUACUUAUGACUCGGAUGAGGAUGAGGACUACGAUGAAGAGAUUGAUGAAGAAGACGAGGAACUUGAAGAAGAUCAAGACGAUAGUGAAGAUGAAGGUGUCACUGACGAAGAAGCUGCAGAGGACUCUAAGAAAGUCAGUUUUGUAGAGGAAGAGGAAGGCGGUCAGAAAGAAAAUGAGGAGAACAUGGACGGACUGGAGAGUGAUGGUACUUAUGACUCGGAUGAGGAUGAGGACUACGAUGAAGAGAUUGAUGAAGAAGACGAGGAGCUUGAAGAAGAUCAAGACGAUAGUGAAGAUGAAGGUGUCACUGACGAAGAAGCUGCAGAGGACUCUAAGAAAGUCAGUUUUGUAGAGGAACCCUCAAAUAGCGAAGAUAGUGAAGAUAUAGAGCACUCAUCAAACGACGAGGAAGACUUAGAAGACGAAGAGGGUGCUCACGUUGACGACGAGUCAGAUGAAGAGGACGGCGUUUCAUCAGAUCAAGAUGACAGUGGUGAAGAUUCCGAUGGUGAAGUAAGCCUUGGUGAAGACAGAGAAGCAGUAAUAUUGAAGUGCACUGAGGCGGACGCGGUGUUGCUCCUGCCGGAUUUCGACAAAUUCCCGUUCACUGAUGAGGACUCAAGUGUCACAGCGACUCGUGCUUUUGCUUGGAUGGUUGCUCCGUGUGACGUUCAGUCCUUUUUCAAGGACUUUUUCCAAUCAAAUGCACUGAUUGCGAAGCGUGGAACUCCGAAUUACUACAGCAACUUGUACUCUACUGAGCACUUUGUUGAACUCUUAGAGAAAUUGGGCCGCUCGGUGCAAUUCGUAAACCCGCAGACUUUUGACGAUCGUGUCUGGUACCUGUGUGAAGUCUUGCAGGAGUUGUUUGGCUGCUUUGUUGGAGCGAACACAUACUUGACCCCACCCGGAUCAGCCGGUUUUGCACCUCACUGGGAUGAAGAUCGAUGCGUUUUUGCUCCAGUUGGAGGACUCCAAGGAGAUUCCAAGGAAAACGAGCUGCCGAGGGAAUCUAGCGGUAAUUUCACUGAUGAGGAUAUGAAGGACCGUAAGCCGACUUUUGAAGGUUGGAUCGAAGCUGGUGACCUUCUCUAUAUUCCUCGUGGAUUUAUUCAUAACGCUAUAACUGAUGAGAAUGUACAUUCGCUUCACAUCACUAUUUCGAGUGGAAGACUAUGGACAUUUGCUGAUCUUCUGGAGAAGAUAGUGCCUGAAGCUGUGUCGACGUUGGCGAAGAAUCGCUGGAAAAUGCGAAAAUCUUUACCUGUUGGAAUGCUUGAUAUGAAUGGUGUGGCGGAGAUCGAUUAUCGUAUGGAGGAACACUUUGAGGACGAAUGGAAGAGUGUGGUUGACCGCCACAUGACUGUUCUUCGGAAUUCACUGAGAGAAGUUUGCGAUGGUGGCAUAGAUUUGAUGGCUCGUUCGUUUAUGAGGACAGCGUUGCCUCCACUGCUUACUCCGGAAGAAAAAUCACAUAGUGUUAUUGGAUGCAAAACUGAUAUUCUCAAUGGAAAUGUAAUGGAGUUCCGCCCGAGCACCAAAGUGAAGCUGAUCCGAAGGCAUGCGCAAAGACUGUUAUUCGAAAGUGAAGAUAGCUGCUAUAUAGCUCAUCGUAUGGCGAACUCUCGUCUCUAUGAGGGCCUCCCUGAGCAGACGUUUGAGCUGCCAAUUGAGUUCGUCAGUGGAUUCAAUGCUCUUUGUGACAGCUAUCCUGAAUGGCAGGCGAAAUGA